AUCGGGUGACCUACCCAUAGAGACGGCCCUCAGUACGGUGGAGUACCUAGACAUGGAACCGGAGUAUAUAGUGUGGGAAUCGGCCGUCGGGGAGCUGGGAUACGUGAAGUCGAUGUUGGAGAGGACAGAGUUAUACGGCUCAUUUAGUAAAUUUAUGGAAAAUAAAGUACGAGAUCCUUUUACGAGAACAACAUUAAAUAAUACAGGUGCCUCCCACUUGGAAUCAUAUUUCCGGGCGACGCUGGCUUCCCAAGCAUGCGGUUACGGUAUCGACCAGUGUGUCACCGAAUCUAGACAGUUGUUCGCUUCAUGGUUACAACAUCCGGACGCACCAAACCC
Messenger RNA from Mizuhopecten yessoensis (Yesso scallop), 339 nucleotides. Its product is annotated as aminopeptidase N-like. Gene Ontology annotation, molecular function: zinc ion binding; peptide binding; metalloaminopeptidase activity. The annotation marks the transcript as partial. Gene Ontology annotation, cellular component: cytoplasm. Lineage: Eukaryota; Metazoa; Mollusca; Bivalvia; Pectinida; Pectinidae. Gene Ontology annotation, biological process: peptide catabolic process; proteolysis. The transcript has 3 exons. The record is from RefSeq and is a predicted model, not a curated record.